Molecule: messenger RNA, 1299 nt
Organism: Macadamia integrifolia
Lineage: Eukaryota; Viridiplantae; Streptophyta; Magnoliopsida; Proteales; Proteaceae
Product: transcription termination factor MTERF6, chloroplastic/mitochondrial
Exons: 2
Coding region: 156-1151 (331 amino acids)
Biological process (GO): regulation of DNA-templated transcription
Molecular function (GO): double-stranded DNA binding
Source: RefSeq, a predicted model, not a curated record
CACGUUACGGUUCUUUGAAUAGACUCUCUGCUUCUCCUUCGGAUAAGGCUAAUGGUUCAAAACUGGCAUCGCUUCAGCAACUAUUGAAGGUUGCUUACGUUCUGCAAUUGGUUAGAAGCUUUGCCUGAACUAUCUCUUCAUAUCAAGAAGGAAACAUGGAGAUCAGUAGCAGUGAAAAGGGUAGCAUUUUGGGGUUCUUCCGGGAAAGAGGCUUUGAUGAUAAAAACAUCCAUGAAAUGUUCAAAAGAUGCAAGCGCUUAGAGGGCAUAGAGACAGAGAGAGCCUCUGAGAAUUGGGCUUACUUGAAAAGCAUUGGGAUUCAAGAGAGGAAACUUCCAUCUGUUGUUUCAAAGUGCCCCAGGAUCCUCACCCUUGGCUUGAAUGAGAAGCUUGUGCCAAUGGUUCAGUGCCUUGCAACCCUGGGGACAAAACAGAGUGAGGUAACAUCUGCUAUAACAAGGUUUCCUCACUUACUCUCCCAUAGUGUGGAAGAGAAGCUUUGUCCUCUAUUAGCCUUCUUUCAGGCAUUGGGAGUUCCUGAAAAGCAAGUGGGUAAGUUGCUGCUGCUCAAUCCAAGGCUCAUCAGCUAUAGCAUUGAAUCAAAACUAACUCAAAUUGUGGAUUUUCUUGGUAGCCUGGGUCUGAGCAAGGAAGGAAUGAUUGGCAAGGUUUUGGUGAAGAACCCAUUUAUUAUGGGUUACAGUGUUGACAAAAGGCUCCGCCCUACAUCAUUGUUUCUGAAGUCAAUAGGUCUAACAGAGGCUGAUCUCCAAAGAGUGACAAUGAGCUUCCCCGAAGUUUUGUGUAGAGAUGUCGAGAAAGUUUUGAAACCCAAUUUCACUUAUCUGAAGAAAUGUGGUUUUGGAGAUGGACAGGUUCCAGUUUUGAUUACCGGCUAUCCCCCUAUUUUAAUUAAGAGUAUUAGAAAUUCUUUAGAGCCGAGAAUUAGGUACUUGGUAGAAGUGAUGGGAAGACAAAUUGAUGAAGUGGUAGAAUACCCCGACUUCUUUCGACAUGGUCUGAAAAAGAGAUUGGAGUUGAGGCAGAGGCUUUUGAAACAGAGGAACAUAGAUUGCAGCUUAAGUGAAAUGCUGGAAUGUAAUCAAAAGAAGUUUGUUUUGAAGUUUGGUUUGAUAGAUGGACUUACCUGAUGUAUUAUGGUCAUUACCUCUUUUUUUCUGUGAUAUUUUAGCUUCUUCUGAACUCAUGGUCCUGGGAGUUUCCCUCUUGCAAAAUGGAGUGUAUUGUGCAUGCAUUUCGUUCAGGAUAUAUCAAUAUGAGCAUCAAUGUAUGUUUCAA